UAUAUAUUUGUGCUUGAGGAUUUUCGUAUAUAGCUGCCAGGCAAAAUUCAUUUGCAAGAUGGGUCGCCUGCUGCUCAGUUUUGCUUUGCUCUUCUGUGCCUUAUCCCCAGUAAACUGCGACUUUGUGAUUGAAGGAAUAAGAAACAUUCAGAAAAGAAGCAUCGGAAAGCCAGUAGAUGAUAUAGAAGUCUACAGUAUAAUUAUCAACAGUCAGGUGACAUCUCGCUUUGCCCAUAAUGUCAUCACAAGCAGAGCUGUUAAUCGAGCCAACGUGUCCAAAGAAGCCUUCUUUAAUGUGGAUCUGCCAAAAACAGCUUUUAUUACAAAUUUCAGUAUGACAAUAGAUGGAGUAACGUAUCCAGGAGUAAUUAAGGAAAAGGAAGCUGCUAAGAAACAGUAUGAAAAAGCUGUAUCAAGGGGUCAAACAGCCGGACUAGUCAGGGCCUCUGGAAGGAAGACGGAGAAGUUCACUGUGUCUGUUAAUGUGGCUCCAGAAAGUAAAGUCAAAUUUGAGUUGGUCUAUGAAGAAAUGCUGAAACGUCACCUUGGAAAGUAUGAGAUGUUCAUCAAAGUUCAACCAAAAACUCUUAUAAGAAAAUACCAGAUUGAAGUAGACAUACAUGAACUUCAAGGCAUCAGCUUUCUAGAUGCCCAAGCGUCUUUUGUAACAAAUGACCUACUACCUACUAUACAAAAGUCUUUCUCUGGAGAAAAGGGCCAUGUCUCUUUUAAACCCACGAUAGAUCAGCAGCGAUCAUGUGCGAACUGUGAUACCACGUUACUAGAUGGAGAUUUUACUGUGACCUAUGAUGUUAAUAGAGAAUCUCCUGGAAGCAUACAGGUUGUCAAUGGAUAUUUUGUUCACUUUUUUGCUCCCCCUAAAUUAUCUGGUGUACCAAAAAAUGUAGUUUACGUCAUAGACAGAAGUGGAUCAAUGUGGGGAAGAAAAAUAGAGCAGACGAGAGAAGCCCUUCUCCGAAUUCUGAAUGACACGUCGGAACAUGAUCACUUUAAUUUCAUACUGUUUGACGACAGAAUUUACCCGUGGAAGGAUACUUUAGUCAAAGCAACGCCUGAAAAUCUAGAAGAAGCUAGAAAAUUUGUCCAGACGAUUAAUCCUGGUGGUAUGACAAACAUUAAUGACCCUGUCCUGAAAGCUGUUGAGUUAUUAAAUGCAGCAGACGAGGAUAAAACUGUUCCUGAGAGAAGUGUUUCCUUAAUUGUCCUACUCACAGAUGGUGAAGCCAACACAGGUGAAACAAACCCUUCAAAAAUCCAAGAGAAUGCAAAGAAAGCCAUUCAGGGUAAAUACACCUUGUACAGUCUUGGUUUUGGCAAUAAUGUUGAUUAUCCUUUUCUGGAGAAGUUAGCACUGGAAAAUUCAGGAAUCGGCCGUCGCAUAUAUGAAGACUCGGAUGCAGACUUGCAGUUGCAGGGAUUUUAUAAUGAAAUUGCAAAUCCAACAUUGAUUGACAUAGAAAUGCAAUAUCCUGAGAACGCUAUCGCUGACCUCACUCAGAACAACUUUAAACAUUACUUUGAAGGGAGUGAAAUUGUAGUCGCCGGACGUGUAACAGAUAAUGACUUGAAUUCAUUUACUGUGGAUGUAAAGGCAGAAGGGGCAGAUAAAUCUGUGAAAUACACUGAAAAUAUUCACCUUCAAAGUGAGGAUGAUGUGAGCAAACAGAAAUACAUCUUUGGUGACUUUACAGAGAGACUCUGGGCAUAUCUAACCAUACAGCAGCUGUUGGAGAAACGGCUGUAUGCAGACCCAUCAGAAAAAGCAAACCUAACAGCACAAGUGCUUGAUCUGUCCCUGAAGUUUAAGUUUGUGACUCCGUUAACAUCAAUGGUAGUUACAAAACCAGAAGAAAAAGACAAGGAAGAAGAAACAUUAAUUGCUGAUAAAUUUGUGGAAGGACAAGACAAAUCCACAAAUAAUCCAUUUGGUGCAGGAGCACCAAUGCAAACCUAUCCUUUAUAUCAAACACAAAGUUCAAAUCACAUUGUCUCAAGUCCAUACUAUCCUCAAAUGUUUGUGGAUUCUGACCCUCACUUUGUGAUAAAUGUUCCUCAAAAAAAUGAUGCGCUGUGCUUCAAUAUUCAGGAGAAGCCAGGUGUGAUCCUGAAUCUUGUCGAGGAUAGACAACUAGGUAUUGCAGUCAAUGGGGAACUAAUUGGAAACAAGAAAGUCAAUAACAUCACAUCAAAUGAAACCUAUUUUGGAAGAUUUGGAAUCAUAAACAGAGGGAUGAAGAUAAGAAUUGAGGUUACCACUGACAAAAUCACAGUCCUGAGCCAUAAAAACAAGAAAACCUUCUCAUGGCAUACAACAGGCUCUGUAAGCAAAGAUGGGUUUAUUUUGGUGGUCAACAAAGGAAGUAAUGUGACCUUUUCAUUCGGAGAAGGAGCAACAUUUGUUAUAAUUCUGCAUGAAGUUUGGAAAGGUCACCCUCUCCACAGGGAUUUCUUAGGUUUUUAUACCUUGGAUCAUCAUACAUUUUCUGAAGGAGUCCAUGGACUGCUAGGACAAUUUUUUCAUGGAAUCAGUUAUGAGAUUUCCAGUGUUCACAAAACGGAUAAUCCGGACAAACCAGAUGCAACAAUGAAAUUGAAGAACAAGCUGCUGACAGUGACCAGGGGUGUACAAAGAGACUACCGAAAAGACCACAAAAAUGGCAUGGGAAUUCCCUGUUGGUUUGUGCAUUUCAAUGGAGAAGGCCUAAUUGAUGGAACCCAUACCGAUUACAUUGUACCUGAUAUUUUCAGUAUUGCUUAUUAGAAGUAAUUAAUAAAGAUUUAAUAUGGUUACAUAUCGAUUUUUUCAUUCUAAUAAUUAAUUAAUUACAUAAUGAGCUGCUGUCAGGAUGCCAUGCUGUCAUUGUUCCAACUUCCAAGACG
Messenger RNA from Bufo bufo (common toad), 2901 nucleotides. RefSeq names its product inter-alpha-trypsin inhibitor heavy chain H3-like. The coding region runs from base 59 to 2782 and encodes 907 amino acids. The transcript has 23 exons. Gene Ontology annotation, molecular function: serine-type endopeptidase inhibitor activity. Lineage: Eukaryota; Metazoa; Chordata; Amphibia; Anura; Bufonidae. Gene Ontology annotation, biological process: hyaluronan metabolic process. The record is from RefSeq and is a predicted model, not a curated record.